Toxorhynchites rutilus septentrionalis is the source of this 2172-nucleotide messenger RNA. RefSeq names its product large subunit GTPase 1 homolog (gene Ns3). Lineage: Eukaryota; Metazoa; Arthropoda; Insecta; Diptera; Culicidae. The transcript is spliced from 4 exons. Gene Ontology annotation, molecular function: GTP binding; GTPase activity. The record is from RefSeq and is a predicted model, not a curated record. The coding region runs from base 222 to 2048 and encodes 608 amino acids. Gene Ontology annotation, cellular component: cytosol. Gene Ontology annotation, biological process: ribosomal subunit export from nucleus.
GAUGUUGUGUUCUAGUAUGGAGAAACGUGUUUCGGGAUAUACAUUCUCGUAGUGGCGGAAUUAAAAACUGUUUCACUGAUAACAGAAACAAUUAAGUGGUCGGCAGCUAGAAUAAAACGUUUAUAUUUAUUUAGAUACUGCAAUCAACAACGUAGUUUAAGUAUUCACAGUGAUAUCUUGCAAAAUACGCAUUUAUCAUAUAGUUUACCUAUUCCUGCAUAAUGGGAAAAAAGAAAGCUAAUCAGCUGGGUCGUGCUCUGAUAAAGGAUCGUUUUGGCCAUGGCAAUCGAAAAACUGUCGACAACAACUGCAUGCUUCACACCACCGAGGUCCAGGAUGGUUACGAUUGGGGUCGAUUGAAUCUUCAAUCCGUGACGGAGGAAUCGUCCUUCCAGGAAUUCCUCCGCACAGCCGAACUCGCGGGAACGGAAUUCCAGGCGGAAAAGCUGAACAUCUCGUACGUGAAUCCCAAAUCGAAGGUCGGUCUGCUCACCAAUAACGAGCGGGUGGCGAUCGAACGGAUGCAGAUGGAUAGGAAGAAUCUGCUGAAAAUUCCCCGUCGACCCAAGUGGAUCAAGGAAACAACGCCGGAAGAGUUGCAAUCGAUGGAGAACGCAAACUUCCUAGAGUGGAGACGGGGACUCGCCUCGCUACAGGAGGACGAAGGUAUGCUAAUGACUCCGUACGAGAAGAACUUGGACUUUUGGCGACAGCUGUGGAGAGUGGUGGAGCGAUCGGAUAUUGUCGUGCAGAUUGUGGAUGCCAGGAAUCCACUGCUGUUCCGGAGUGAGGAUUUGGAGCGAUAUGUGAAGGAAGUGGACGAGAAGAAAAUCAAUAUGAUUCUCAUCAAUAAGUCAGAUUUUCUGAACGAUGAGCAGAGAGCCAGCUGGGCGAAGCAUUUCGACGAGCAGAACAUUAGGGUUGCGUUUUUCUCGGCCGCUCAGUCGGUUGAGGAGGCGAAGAAAGAACAGGAAGAGGCAGAGGCCGGGGGUGAUGUUGCAUCGGAAGAGGUGGCGCAAAAAUUGGCGGAGCUGUCGGUGAAGGUUGACAACGUGGAGAAGGUACUUGAGCGGUUCGAAGAGAAAAUCGAGGAGCUGUCCGAGGAUACGGGAGCAACUUCGGCAACUUCGGUGGAGGAUCCUAAAAUGCGCAACAAUCCAAAAAUUCUCACCAACACCGAACUGAUUGCGCUGUUCAAAAGCUUACACCAAGAGGAACGAGUCACUAAGGGUAUUGUCACUGUUGGCCUGGUGGGCUAUCCAAACGUGGGUAAAAGUAGUACCAUCAACGCGGUGUUCCUCGAGAAGAAGACAUCCGUCUCGGCUACCCCUGGAAAGACGAAACACUUCCAGACGCUGUUCGUCGACAAAGAGCUGAUGUUCUGUGACUGUCCCGGACUGGUGAUGCCCAGCUUUUGUGCCACCAAAGCGGACAUGAUAUUGAACGGAAUCCUGCCGAUCGACCAGAUGCGUGAUCACGUUCCUCCGGUGAAUCGGCUCUGCACGCUGAUUCCGCGCCAUGUGCUGGAGGACACCUAUGGUAUCAUGAUAACGAAGCCGCUCGAGGCUGAAGAUCCCAACAGACCGCCGUACUCGGAAGAACUGCUGCUUGCGUUCGCAUACAACCGGGGUUACAUGACUGCCAACGGACAGCCCGAUCAGUCGCGAGGAUCUCGGUACGUGCUGAAGGACUUCGUGAAUGGGAAGCUACUGUAUUGUCACGCUCCGCCGGGGGCGGAACAAAACGAGUUCCACAAGUUCCCCGAGAGAAAGAAGGAAGAGGUGGAUGUUAAGCUGCUUCCGCCACGGCAGCAACGAGCGAUGAAGAUGGGCACCACAACUGGCAAAGAAAUCGACGAACAGUUCUUCCAGCAACGCUCGCAUACUGGUUUCAUCAAGGGGCGCAGCGAUUUCCCCCAUGUGCGUCCCAUGGGAGCGCCGAAUCCUCAAGAGGCGGGAGUUAUGAUCGCGGGGAAACCAUGGAAAGGUCAAAAGCGAGAGAAGCGCGAAAAGCUCCGAAGGAAAUACGCCCAUCUCGAUCAGCACUGAAGAAGGUGGAUGGGAUUUUGUGAUAGUGAUGAAUCGUGUUCGAGAUAUAUUUUGUAACGUUAUUGCUGUACAAAAGUGUUUCAUAAUCUUUAUUUUAAAUAUAUAUCCUACUCGUAUUUCUUUA